GUUCGCUAUAGACUAGAGCAUAGUAUAGAGAAAGUUCUGUAACCUCUCGAGGGCGGCACGGGACAGAGCAAAAGAGAUAGUUCAACCUCGUCGCUCAGGAAGGAGAUUUUAAAUCUGAAUUUCAACUGUAAAGAUGUCAGGUGAAGAUGGUGCUGCUGCAGUUGAGACUGCUGCCCCAGCUCUAGGGGAGCCAAUGGAUGUCAUGACAGCCUUGCAGCUUGUUCUGAAGAAAUCAUUAGCCAAUGGUGGGCUUGCACGAGGGCUUCAUGAAGGAGCUAAGGUGAUUGAAAAGCAUGCUGCACAGCUCUGCGUAUUGGCUGAGGACUGCAACCAGCCAGACUUUGUUAAACUGGUCAAAGCACUUUGUGCUGAUCACAAUGUAAGCUUGAUAUCAGUGCCAAGUGCUAAAACACUUGGAGAGUGGGCUGGUUUGUGUAAAAUUGAUUCAGAGGGCAAGGCAAGGAAAGUGGUGGGAUGCUCCUGCGUUGUCAUCAAGGACUAUGGGGAAGAAUCAGAGGGUCUCCAUAUUGUCCAGGAGUACGUGAAGUCUCACUGAGUGAAUAGUUGAUUGAAGAGUUUGGAGUUUAAUCUGUAGGGACAUUUUUUCCCUUUUAUAUUGGUAGCUUGAGGGAUACCCCCUUCUUUUUGGGAGUUCUUUUUUUGAGUCUUGAUUGAUUAUCAUACUUGAUUUAAGUAUGAUUGGUUAUAUUGGUAGCCUGAAGUCUUGAUUGAUUAUCGUUCCAGUCACCCCUACUGAGAAAUCAGUAUAAUAUAGUUUCUGGUUGGGACCAGUGUAUCAUUUUCCUAUUUAAAGUGGUCCAAAGUCGUAUGGCCUUGUUUAGACCAUGUCAUGUUUGCCUCCAAAGUGGUCCAAAGUCGUAUGAAUUCAUGGGGUGUCGAAGCAACAAACUCGGAGCUUUUGCUCUUGUUAUAUUUUUUCUUUCGAAGCUUGAUGUGGUGAAACCUUCAUUGAUCAAGUGUUCAGGCUACGUAAUGAAUGAACCACCUUAUUGGCUGA
This is a messenger RNA of Nelumbo nucifera (sacred lotus), 1018 nucleotides long. RefSeq names its product small ribosomal subunit protein eS12-like. Gene Ontology annotation, cellular component: ribosome. Gene Ontology annotation, biological process: translation. Lineage: Eukaryota; Viridiplantae; Streptophyta; Magnoliopsida; Proteales; Nelumbonaceae. The record is from RefSeq and is a predicted model, not a curated record. Gene Ontology annotation, molecular function: structural constituent of ribosome.